Molecule: messenger RNA, 1627 nt
Organism: Phragmites australis (common reed)
Lineage: Eukaryota; Viridiplantae; Streptophyta; Magnoliopsida; Poales; Poaceae
Product: transcription factor IIIA-like
Exons: 7
Coding region: 361-1365 (334 amino acids)
Biological process (GO): regulation of transcription by RNA polymerase II
Cellular component (GO): nucleus
Source: RefSeq, a predicted model, not a curated record
UCUUCUGUUGCGAACUGCUUGCUGUUUGUUUAUUCUGUUGCCAUCACAUGUGCAUGUCUGUUUUGUUAGUCGUAUCUGAUAAUUGACAAAUUGACGCUACAAUGCCAUUUGAGUAUGUCCUAGUACUGUCACCACUUGAUGGUCUAAUUAUCAAAUUAAUAGCAAACCAAAUAGUUUUAGCAGUGCACAGGGAAACACAAUUCCUUGUGCUGUUGAGCAAAGAUAUGCUGGACAUUAGUUAUGUGUUUACUGGAAUGACCAGCUCAUGAUGUUCUUUAGUGGAAAUGAUAUAUUCCUUGCAAGAACCAAAGUAACUCAUUUGGCGGUGAGUUAUGCGGAUAAAUGACUACUUACUGAAAUAUGAAUGUGUGGAGCAUUGGAUCCCAAAGAACUCCAAAAUGCAAUGAGGCCUUGAAUGGACUAUUAUCAGGAUGGGGAGACUGUCCUGAGAAGCUCCAUCAAGAGUGCCUCAUAAACACGCUUCUCCAGCUAAGUAUUUUCAAGAUACUGAAGGAUCAUGUCGUAGCAUGCCCCGUUGUGAGGCCCUUUGCCUGCCAUGUAGAUGGUUGCCCCUUCAGCUAUAGCAGGAAGGACCAUUUGAACAGACAUCUACUUACUCAUCAAGGGAAACUAUUUGCGUGCCCUAUCGAAGGGUGCAACCAUAAGUUCAGUAUCAAAGGUAAUAUGCAGCGACAUGUUCAGGAAAUCCAUAAGGAUGGUUCUCCUUGUAAAAGCAAGAAAGAAUUCAUUUGUCCAGAGGUUAACUGUGGGAAGACUUUCAAAUAUGGUUCCAAGUUAAAGAAGCACGAGGAUUCACAUGUCAAGCUGGACUACACAGAAAUUGUAUGUUGCGAACCAGGCUGCAUGAAAACUUUUACAAAUGUGGAAUGCCUCAAGGCACAUAGCCAAUCUUGUCAUCGAUAUGUUCAGUGUGAUAUCUGUGGCACUAAACAGCUAAAGAAGAAUUUCAAGCGCCAUUGUCGAAUGCAUGAAGGUUCCUGUGUUAAUGAAAGGAUCAAGUGCCACUUCGAGGACUGCAAAUGUUCAUUUUCAAAGAAAUCCAAUUUGGACAAGCAUGUUAAGGCGGUCCAUGAGCAGCACCGACCUUUUGUGUGCCAAUUCUCUGGUUGUGGCAAGAAAUUUUCGUACAAGCAUGUAAGGGACAAUCAUGAGAAAUCUAGUGCUCAUGUGUACAUUGAGGGUGAUUUUGUGGAGGCUGAUGAGCAACGACCACAUUCAGCAGGGGGGCGGAAGAGGAAACCCAUAUCUGUUGAGAGUUUGAUGAGAAAAAGGGUAGGGGCUCCUGAUGAUGCGCCUGCUCAAGAUGAUGCAACUGGGUAUUUGAGAUGGCUUCUCUCAGGUUGAUUCGUUGUCCUGAACUAGAAUGGAGAAGGAAUGCGAGAGAUCUUUGGACUCUCAAGCGCACUUGUGUAGUUUGAACUAUUCGCUAUGGUGCUUUGCAUGUAUAGGAAAAUGAUAACAAUAUGUUAGACCAGCAUGGUAGGGAUAAUGAUUUUCAGUAAUAUGCUGUAUUCAUUAGAUCUUCUGUCUUGACAUGCAAGAGUGGAUGCUUCGCAGCUUCAGCACAGUUUGCUAAUCGGGUUGACACGCUCAGGUUGGUAUGUCC